This is a messenger RNA of Dictyostelium purpureum, 5188 nucleotides long. RefSeq lists its product as uncharacterized. Gene Ontology annotation, biological process: regulation of Rab protein signal transduction. The record is from RefSeq and is a predicted model, not a curated record. The coding region runs from base 1 to 5160 and encodes 1719 amino acids. Lineage: Eukaryota; Evosea; Eumycetozoa; Dictyosteliales; Dictyosteliaceae. The transcript has 4 exons. Gene Ontology annotation, cellular component: cytoplasmic vesicle. Gene Ontology annotation, molecular function: protein binding.
AUGACAACUAUAACACCAGAUAGAAAUAAUAUAGAAGAGGAACAAAAACAACAAUCAGAACAGCAGAUUAAGCAAACAGAUGAUUGUUCAUUGGUAUCAAAAAAAUUUACUAGUUAUCAUAGAUUGAUAAAUUAUUUUAUAGUGUGUGGAUUGGGUAGAUCUAUUGUUGUUAAUGACAUUAAUAAACCGUAUCAAACAGAAAUAUUAGAUAGAUAUCCACAUCAUAGCUACGAGGAUGCAGUAUUACCACAGCAUAUUUGGAUGUUCAGUUUUCCAUCUGGAUUAUGGGUAAAAGAAACAAUGGAGGAACCAACUAUAUCCGCAUUUUGUUUAACCGAGUUAGAUGGUGCAAGAUUUUAUGCUACUUCAUUAACAUAUUAUAAAGAAAUUGAAGAUUCAAAAAUGGAAAAUGAAGAUUAUCAAGUAUUAUUUAAACCAGUUUCAAUAACAUUAUUAUCAAGAUAUCCAUGUUAUAGUAUUUUAAAGAAAUUAUUAUGUUAUAUUUAUUUAUACAGUAUAAAUAAUGGAAUGGAUGAAAGCAAUACUAUACCAAUCGAAAGAAUAGUAUCACAUCUAAUUAACGAUUUACCUAGACCUAUAUUGGGAUAUCGUUUUAAUUUAAAUUUACCAGAAAUUAUCACAUUAAAUCAUAAACAUUCAAUCGGUAUUAAAAAUGCAAAGAUUGUUGAUACAAAUAAUUUAAAUUAUACAUUAUCAAAUUUACCAAAUUUUCCACAAACUGAUAUACCAUUUACAUUAUUAUUCAAUUUGGUUGGAGUAAAUAAUGUUUUAUUAUUGUUUUCAGCAAUUUUACAAGAAAGAAAGGUUUUGUUUUUUUCAACUUUUAAUUCAUUAUUAACAGUGGCAUGCGAAACAAUAUUAAAUUUAUUAUAUCCUUUCAUAUGGCCACAUGUAUAUAUACCGGUAUUACCAGAUUUAUUGGUCGAUUUCUUACAAGCACCAACACCCUUUAUAGUCGGUAUGGUUAAACAUAAAAAUCUACCAAAAAUUGAUUACUCUGAUAUUUUAGUUAUUGAUUUAGAUAAACAAAAUAUAAUUUCAAAACCAGAUAGUUUUAACAAUAGUUUACCAGAAAUUUAUUUUAACAAAUUGGAAAAAUCAAUUAAAAAAAUAUUAUAUCCAGAGUUGGAAUCAUUAUAUUUAGUAUUUCCAAAUGAUAUAGAAAAUAAUAUUAAUAAUAAUAAUAGCAACAAUAAUAGUAAUAGUAUAAAUAAUAGUAAUAUUAAUAAUAGUAAAAUUGAUAAUAAUAUUAAAAUUAGAGCAACAUUUCUGGGAUUCUUUAUAUCAUUUUUUUAUGAUAUUGACGAUUAUCGUUAUUUGUUAAGAAAAUAUCCAAAACCAAUAUUGACAUUUAACAAAUCAUCAUUUUUAAUGAAGCACAAAGAUCCAGAAAUUGUAAACUUUUUAUCAACAUUAAUUGAAACAUCAGCCAUAACAGCAUUUUUAGAUGGAGAUCAACAGCAACCAAUAAAUCAACAAGAAAUAAAUAACAAUAAUAGUAAUAAUACAUCAAAUAAUAAUUAUUGUACAUUAUUUUUUGAUUUAGUUUGUAAACAGUAUAAAGAGGAUUUAGAGGUUUCGCCAUUUACCGCUAAUGCUUAUGAAUCAAUUAUAACAUGUAUUUGUAAUUAUAGUCAAAAUUUCCCGCAAUAUUCAAAAUCUAUUGAAAUACCCAAACCAGAUGGUUCAGAAUUAAACCCACUUUUAUCAAAUCCACCACAUCCAAGAUUACAGUUCCCAGAUUUAAAUAAAUCAUUAUUUUCAAAAAGAAAUGAAUUUUCAAGAGAGAGUUUAAUGUUAAAAACAAUAAUUUUUAAUGAUAAUAAAUUAAAAUCAGUUAAAGUACCAUCAUCAGCAUCAACAUCAAUAAUAAAAAGUCAAUCAAAAGAGAAUAUUAACAAUUUAUUAUUUUCACCAAAAUCAACUACAACAAAUAUUACCACAACAUCAUCAUCAUCAAAUUCAUCAUCAACCUCAAAUACACCAGUUAAAAGAGGUUCAAUUUUAGUAGCUUCUUCAAGAAUUUUAUUAAAUACAACAACAACAACAACAGCAACAACAGCAGAUAAUAAUGAAUCAUUAUCACAUUCGCCAUCAUCAGAUUCAACAUUAUUAAAAUUUACAAAAUUAAAUGGAGAAGUUGAACCAGUUACAAACUCUAAUCAAUUGGAGGAUGAAGAGUUAUUAAAAGAAUUUAUUGAAAAGUAUACAGAAUUAAUAUUUUCAGAUGAUUUCUUAGUAAAUGUUUCACCAAAUAGUAAUCAACAAAAUCAAAAUCAACAACAAAAAAUUUUAAAUAUAGAUUUCGAACAACAAAAAUUAUUAUUAGAUUUAUUUAAAUUAAAAAACAGUAGAGAAUAUUUUAUGAAUUCAUUAUCAAUUUAUUUAAAUGAAGAUAAUAAUAAAUCAUAUUGUCUGGAUAGUGGUUGGAGAUUAUUAAUAUUGGUAGAAAUUAUGAAAAAGAUUUUUAACGAAUGUAAUAAUGCCGCAGAUUUUAAAACCGCUUCAAAUAUUUUACAAAUUACCAAGGAUGUUUAUUUUAGAAAGGUUAGUGCUAAUCAACAACAAACUCAACAGGAACCAUUGUUUCAACAUUUUCAAGGUGUGGUGUUAUGGAAAAAUCUUUUUUUCUGGGAAUCAUCCUUUUUAGAUGGUUUAAAGAAAUUAAGGGUUGAAAGUUUACCGGAUCACUAUAAUAAUCAUCAAUUUAACGAUUAUGAUUUAAAGAGCCAACAAGAACAAGCCGAUUAUACAAAAAGAGAAGAAGAUGUACUCUUUAACUGUCUUUCAUCUUUUUCAUAUUUAAUGAUUAGAUUAAAAAUAUCAAUUGCCGAAGUUACAAGAUUUAUAGGUAGAAUGGUUGUAAUAUGUAAUAUCAAUGAUGAUCACUAUCAAACUUUAAUAUCGCUAGUACAUAAAUUAUAUCAUGCCGAUCCUUCAAAUUUUGAUCAUAAUAAAAAUAAUAAUAAUAGUAAUGAUAAUAGUAAUGAUAAUAGUGAAAAAGAUGGUGCUGGAUCAAAUUCAAAUAGUUUUAUUGAGGGAUAUAAUAGUAAUAACGAUGAUAUGAUUAAAAAUUCAGAAAUUUCAAAUAUUAUAGAGUAUAAUAAGAAUAGUUUUAAAAUACCAGAUUUAUAUGAAGACAGUUCAAUUUCAGAUUUAGUAGGUGGUGAUAUCAAAUAUUUUACAUCAACAGUAAAAAGAAAUAUCGAUAUUGAAAAAAAUGGAUCAAGGUUAUAUUAUCAAAAACUAAUUGAAAUGAAAAGAAAUAUAAUUAAAAAUGGAAAUGGUUUAUUUGAUGAAAAUAGUGAUUUUAUCAAUGGAAAUAAAUUAUUUUUAUCAAGUUCAACAAACAAAACUGGUUUACCACAAUUUUCAACUAUAAAUGUAAAUAAUAGUAAUAAUGGAGUUGCAAAUUUAAAUGGUUCGUUUGGUAAUUUAAAUACAACUAAUACUAGUCCAAAUAGUAGUUUAUCAACAUCUUUAAAUUCACAAUCAACAAAUUUAUCAUUAUCGUUAAAUUCAAUUGAUUUGGUUCAACAACAACAGGAUUCAAUAGUGUAUGAUAAGAAGGAUGGCUACAGUGUUAUGACAUUAAAGGGCAGUGGAUCAGCAAUUCAAUGUAUUUCAAUGAUCAAUAAACGUCAGGUAAUUGUAGGUGGUUGUACUAAUGGUUCAAUUGUAGUUUGGAACUACAAUGAUGGUAAAUUAUUACAACGUCUUAGUAACCAUAAAAAAGGUGUUUCUUGUAUUGGUGUGGAUCAAUCAAUCGAUUCAAUGUUUGCUUCUGGUUCUCGUGAUAAGACUUUGCGUAUUUGGAAUUAUAAUGGUAGUGAUGGAUUUGUUUGCUCUUCAACACUUCAAGAGCAUAGUUCAGAUGUCUCUUGUUUGGAAAUGAAAGGAAAUAUGGUUUUAACAGGUUCUACCGAUUCUACAAUGAUUGCAUGGGAUGCUAGAUCAAAUAGAAAGAUAAAUCAAUUCACUGGCCACACUGGUCAAAUUUUAUCGAUUGCAAUGUUUGAAACAGGCAAUAUGGCCUUAACAACUUCAUCAGAUACUACCGUUAGACUUUGGGAUAUUCGUAAUAUGAAGCCACUUCAGGUAUUCAGUGAACACAAUGAUUGGGUUACUAAAGCAGUUAUUGGAAAUAAUGGCCAAACUAUAUUCUCUGGUAGUUUUGAUACAAUGGUUAAAAUGUGGGAUAUCAAUACACCAAAAUCUAUUAAAACUUUUUCAGGUCAUGCUGGUGGUAUCAAUUGUUUGGCCUACGAUAGCGAAAAGAAAAUUCUAGUUAGUGGUGGAGGCGAUGGUUAUGUAAAAGGUUGGGAUGUUCAAACUGGUUUUGCAAUUAAAUCGUUUAAGGGUCACAAGGAUGAGGUUUUACAAAUUCUCUAUGAAGGUGAUACUAUGAUUACAAGCUCUCAAGAUCAAACCAUUCGUAUUUGGGAUAUGAAUAGCGGUCUUUGUCAAAAGGUUUUAAGAGGCCACACCGAUUGGAUUUGUUCUUUAGCCAAUGGUUAUGAUAGUGUAAAGUUAAAUAAAUUCAUUUCAGGUUCUUGGGAUUCAACUGUUAAAGUUUGGGAAAUAGAAAAAGAGAAUCAAAAUCAAAAUAGUGGUUAUGUUAGUAGCAGACAGGAUAGUGAAAAAAAUAGAAUAGCUAGUGUAUUAAGUCAUCAACCUUUAACAUUAUCAUCAUCAUCAUCAUCAUCAUCAUCACCCCUAUCAUCAACUCAAGCAAAUACUUUAAAAAAAUCAUUAAAUAAUAGUAGUGGUGGCGGUAGUGGUUCGACUAUAUUUAAAAAAUCAAAAGGAUCUGUUAUAUUAAUGUCAUCAUCACCAAACAUUACAACCACAACACCCACAAACAAUUCAAAUAAUAGUACUACAACACCAUCAACAACGAUUAUAGGUAAUAAAUCAAUUAGUAUCGGGAGCGCAGCCAGUAGUGUAAAUAGUAAUUUAAGUAGUUCAAGUAGCACAAAUAGUAGUAGUGGAGGUAGUUUAUCUAAUGAUGUACCAGUUGGAAGUAUUUCAUCUCUUUCAUCAUCUAUUUCCUCAUUAUCUUCCUCAUCAUCAUCGAGUGUAACAUCAUCUUGGCAGAUUGGUUCACCAACUAAUAAACCAAAAAAAAAUUUAAUCUAAAUAAAUAAAAUUUUUUUUUAAUAAUGAG